AUGGAAGGAAAAACGAAGGCCUCAAUAACCAAGUUGUUUUUCCUGGCCAUACAUAGCCUUGCUUUUUUGGGGCCGUUUUAUUUCAACUGGUCUGCGUUUUGGCUGGCUGUGGCACUCUACUUUGUUACAGGUGUGGGUAUGACCCUGUCUUACCAUAGAAACCUGUCUCACCGUAGCUUCAAGCUUCCCAGAUGGCUCGAGUACUCUUUUGCCUAUUGCGCCGUCCUUGCACUCCAGGGAAGUCCAAUUGAAUGGGUGAGCAUACAUAGAGUUCAUCAUCAGUACACUGAUACAUGGGAUGACCCUCACAGUCCCAUUAAGGGAUUUUGGUACAGUCAUAUUGGUUGGGUCGUUGACUAUCGUGCUCGGGCUGCAAAUCCCGACGCACUAGAAUUCAAAAAUGUCGGUGAUUUGAAGAAGCAAUGGUACUAUAGGUUUCUUCACCGUACAUAUCCGUUUCACUCUGUUGCUCUUGGAUUUCUGCUAUAUGCUGCAGGAGGGCUACCAUACAUUGUUUGGGGAAUUGGUGUGAGGACCGUAUGUUUUCUCCACGCUACUUGUUCAGUGGGCUCGAUCUGCCAUAUGUGGGGAAAGCAAGUAUGGAAUACUGGUGACUUGUCUAAAAACAACUGGGUGUUAGGGUUGCUAGCUCAUGGAGAAGGUUGGCACAACAAUCAUCAUGCUUUUGAGUACUCAGCUCGACAAGGCUUGGAAUGGUGGGAGAUUGACACUACUUGGUAUGUAAUUAGGUUCCUCGAAGCCAUUGGGUUGGCCACAGACGUGAAACUCCCAUCUGAAGCUCAUAAGAAACGAAAGGCUUUCCCUGCUGAAGUUCAUAAGAAACCAAUUUAUUGA
This is a messenger RNA of Fragaria vesca subsp. vesca, 855 nucleotides long. Its product is annotated as palmitoyl-monogalactosyldiacylglycerol delta-7 desaturase, chloroplastic-like. Gene Ontology annotation, molecular function: oxidoreductase activity, acting on paired donors, with oxidation of a pair of donors resulting in the reduction of molecular oxygen to two molecules of water. Gene Ontology annotation, cellular component: endoplasmic reticulum membrane. The record is from RefSeq and is a predicted model, not a curated record. Lineage: Eukaryota; Viridiplantae; Streptophyta; Magnoliopsida; Rosales; Rosaceae. Bases 1 to 855 code for a protein of 284 amino acids. Gene Ontology annotation, biological process: lipid metabolic process. The transcript has 5 exons.